AUGAUUAGCGACAAUGAAAAAUAAUAGAUACGAUAACUAUUUGCAAAUGAUUAGAAAUAUACUUCUAAUGAAAAAAAGAUCUAAAAUGAUUUCAUUGUUUAAAUGCAAAUUGCUAAAUAUGAUUUCAAAAAUAAAGACGAUCCAUUAUUAAUUCAGGCAGGUCUAAUUUUGAUUUUUAUCUUUAGGUCUCACCGAUUAAAAAUAAUCAGUCUUUAUCAUAUAAGGCAAAUUUUAGAAUGAAAAUAAUGUAAGAUCAAUUGCUUACUAUAUGAUCUCUUAAUUGCAGAAUCAAAAAAAUUAGUAAAUAUUCUAUAAUAUUUAUGAGAGAAUAUUUCAUCAUUUAUAUAAAUACAGAGUUGCUAACUUAUUUGAAUCUAUCUAAAUUUUACUCAAUUUUUAAAGAAUUUCCUUGUGUUUAUUUUGAAAACCUACAAAAAAUUUUUAUAAUGCAUGGAAAUAUUUUUAUUAAAUCAUGGUUUUGGUUUCAAAAUAGUGUUUAAAUAAAAGUUUUGAAAUCAAAAACUAUUUAUCUUGAAAAGUAUAUAUAUAAUAAAAUAAAAUACUAGAGUUGCGUAAUUACUAAAUUAUUAGUUUUUUAAAAAAUAAUAAUUUGAAAAAAUGCCUGCAUAUUGUAAGGAUUCAUCUUAUCCUUAAUUUUAAUAAGCUUUUAUAGGAAAUUAAUUACAAGUUAUCCAAUAAUCCACAAAUUAAAUUUAUAAUCUUGAAUUGGAUCAAUAUGAAUUUACAAAUAAGGGAAUUCCAUUAAUUCUUGAUCUAUGCAUUACAAGAUUAUUAUAAGAUCCUUAAAAUAUUCAAAUAGAAGGGAUAUUUAGGUUAUGUUCUGCAUCAACUCAAGAUAAAUAGUUUGAAAAUUAUUUAAUUUAAAAAUAGUAUUCAGAAAUACUAGAUUUCGAGAAUAUCAUAGUUAUAGCAAAUUUUAUUAAGAGAGUAUUAGAUAAAUUAAAGUAUUCAGUCAUUCCAUAUUAAUAUUAUGAUUAAAUAUUUAAUACGAAACAAUAUUCUAUUGAAUAAACAUAGGCAUUGAUAUAGUAAUUCCCGAUUUUGAAUAGAAAUUUAUUCACAUUAAUCAUAUUAGUGCUUUAAUCUGUAGCUUCAUAUUCUCACAUUAAUAAAAUGACUUCAAGCAAUUUGUCUAUUGUUUUUGGAAUAAGCUUAUGUAGACCAUAAGAAUAUGAAUAAGCUAAUGUUUAAGAGUAAUAUUAAAAGUAUUAUUCAUUAAAGUAUAUUUUAGAAUAAAAAUGGUAAAUUAAUUUAUUUAAUUCAUAAUUGAUAAUGCUACCGAAAUUUUUCCAAAUUAAAAAAUUAGUGAUUUUUUGCUUGACACAGAAGAAUAAUAAAUAGAUUAAUAAUAAUGA
Paramecium sonneborni is the source of this 1376-nucleotide messenger RNA. The record is from the annotation of a GenBank genome assembly. NCBI's taxonomy places the organism in Eukaryota, Ciliophora, Oligohymenophorea, Peniculida, Parameciidae.